AUGUCGUGGUCUAUACGCUGCUUUCACACGCCCCUGCACGAGGCGCACACCUCGCUGGCCAUGCGGCGGCUGAUGGGGCGCUUCUGGAGCCCGUUCUGCCGCCGUCACGUCGGGCCGGACCUCCGCUCGUAUGGCUUCACGGAGGUUUUUCAGACCAUCUGCACGCAGGACAACUUCACUUGCCAGGUGAAUGGGCAGGUGGGGGAUGAUCGACUUAUAGAGGACUUUUUCAUUGUUCUUCUCUGUGGAUUCGACUUUGCUGACGUGCAUGUGGAGCAGUCAUCCUUAACUGAUGCACUAGGUCACCCGCAUAACUUCAAGGGCACGUACACCCUCGCGCACACUCGGCCGUUCCUGGGGUGGCGCCCACCGUCUGUAGUGCCCCGACUGGCACCAUCAUCAGCAGUAGAAGCAGCAGCAGCGGCGGCGGCGGAUACUGUGGAAGGGGGCAUCGCGGGCGAGCAGAGCGAUACGCCAAGGUCUGCAGCGGACGCUGCGUGUGAGGAAUCUGUCGCGGCAUCGUCGCUGUUGCAAAUGAGCCCUAGUGUGCCAUUAGUUAAGGUCCCGUUCUCUGCGCGGCUGGAGGGGACGGAGCAUCACAUAUCUCACAUGAUUCUCCGAUCCCCUGCUCUGGAUGUGAUCACGAGCGACGCGAACUGCCCCGCCACAGUGCAGCGUUGUCUGGAGAACCCCGAGGCGCUGCGAGUGCUUGUGAGCCUCCGCCGCGCCAACGUGCGCCCAGACAUUAUUACCGACAAGACGCUUUUGGGGAUCACCACAAAGAAGGAGGCGUGGAGUUCCGCGUUGGGCAUUCUAUAG
Molecule: messenger RNA, 819 nt
Organism: Trypanosoma grayi
Lineage: Eukaryota; Euglenozoa; Kinetoplastea; Trypanosomatida; Trypanosomatidae
Exons: 1
Coding region: 1-819 (272 amino acids)
Source: RefSeq, a predicted model, not a curated record